CGAGGCGCCUGACGCUGAACCGCAGCCCCUUCUCAUUUCCAGUCCCGCAGGUCUCCAUUUUCUUUCCCGAUAUUCAGGAGCAGAGGAGAAAACAUUUGGAAAAAUGAAUGAAGAAUACGACGUUAUCGUUCUGGGCACCGGGCUUACGGAAUGCAUUUUAUCAGGCAUCAUGUCAGUGAAGGGGAAGAAGGUUCUGCACAUGGACCGUAACUCCUACUAUGGAGCCGAGAGUGCGUCCAUCACACCCCUUGAAGAUCUCUACAAGCGCUUCAACAUUCCUGGCAGCCCUCCUGAGUCAAUGGGAAAAGGCCGGGACUGGAACGUGGACCUCAUCCCUAAAUUCCUUAUGGCCAACGGUCAGCUGGUCCGCAUGCUGCUGAUUACACAGGUGACUCGCUACCUGGAUUUCAAAGUGAUUGAGGGCAGCUAUGUGUACAAGGCGGGAAAAAUCUACAAAGUUCCCUCCACUGAGACUGAGGCUCUGGCAUCUAGUCUGAUGGGGUUGUUUGAAAAACGGCGCUUCAGAAAGUUCCUGAUCUUCGUCGCCAACUUCGACGAGAAUGACCCCAAAACCAUGGAAGGCGUCGACCCUAACAAGACAACGAUGAGGGCCAUUUUCCAGAAGUUUAGCCUUGGCCAGGAAGUCAUCGACUUUACUGGGCACUCCCUCGCCCUCUACCGCACAGACGAUUACCUGGAUCAGCCUUGCAUUGAAACGAUAAACAGGAUAAAGCUUUACAGCGAGUCUCUGGCCAGAUACGGCAAGAGCCCAUACCUCUACCCACUGUAUGGCCUGGGAGAACUGCCACAAGGCUUUGCCAGGCUGAGUGCUAUCUACGGUGGGACGUAUAUGUUGAACAAGCCCAUCGACGAGAUCGUGAUGGAGAAUGGGAAGGUGGUGGGAGUCAAGUCUGAGGGAGAGAUCGCCCGGUGCAAGCAGCUGAUCUGUGACCCCAGUUACAUUAUGGAUCGCACCACCAAAGUGGGUCAGGUGAUCAGAGUCAUCUGCAUCUUGAGUCACCCCAUCGGCAACACUGGCGACAUCAACUCCUGCCAGAUCAUUAUCCCCCAGAAUCAGGUCAACAGGAAGCACGACAUCUACGUCUGCAUGAUCUCCUUUGCUCACAACGUGGCAGCACAGGGUAAAUACAUCGCCAUCGUCAGCACUACAGUGGAGACAAACAACCCCGAGAAAGAGAUCAAGCCAGCCCUGGACCUCCUGGAGCCCAUCGAGCAGAAGUUUGUCAGCAUCAGUGACCAGUACGCACCCACUGACAUCGGCACCGAGAGCCAGAUCUUCAUCUCCCGCACAUACGACGCCACGACUCACUUCGAGACCACCUGCGACGACAUCAAGGACAUCUAUCGGAGGAUGACCGGCUCAGACUUUGACUUUGCCGAGAUGGAGCGCAGGAAGCAGGACAUCUUCGGUGAUGCCGCAGAGUAGGGCCGAAAGCGUCCGCAACACUCCUGAUUAUCAAAGACAACGCUGCCGACAACUGAAAUCUUACAAAAAAAUAAAUAAAAAAAAUAGAAAACCUACACAAAAAUGUACACACCAGUGGGCUGGAUGAUUAUCCAAGUAUAUGGUUUGCCCAUUGAAGAAAUUCAUGAUAUAUAGAUAUAUGAUAUAGUAUUGUUGGAUAGGGUUCAGGGAGGGAGCUAUGCUUUUUCAAAUCACAUUCAGAUGGAUGUUUUAACUCAGCACUGGUUAUGCCUACUAUACAGUAAUACAGUAUACAUUCGACUGCUUCGUCACGUUGAGAUGAUGCAUAGUCCAAAGAUGCCAAAUAAAAUAAUUCAUAAUCAGUAGUAUCUUACACAGUGGGCGUGUAUGUGGAGGGGAAUCCAAUUUUUCAUUGUAUACAAGGUAUCUGGAAGAUUUACAAUAUCUGCACAUAAGUUAUUUUUUUCUCUGCAGGUAUUUUUCCUUGUCUGGGUGUGAGAGAAGUGGCUUGGUUUUUCUGUGCGUCUGAAUAAAAUCAUGCGAGUAGCUGAGUGUUCCUUGCAGGUUGUGGCGACUUGAGCACAUUCAGGCCCAUCAAAGGCAGACAGCCGUGUGAGGUGGCACCUCAGCUGCCAACUUCAGCAGUCAGGUUUUGUGGAAUAAAAUGGUUGAGGUGUAUGUGUUUGUGGGCUUGAUAUUUUUGUGUGUCUUUUACCCCCAGUGUUGUGUAAUCUCCAGCACAGCCACAGUAUACUGUAAACCAAGCCACAAGGUUGACCAUAGUCCAGCAUAAACUACCUGAACCUGUUUUCAACAGUCAGUUAAUAUAACACAUAAGUUGAGAUGUAUUAGUUCUUGUAUUAUGCAAAAUGAUGGAAAACCCGCAUUAACAGCAGAUUGAUGGGAAGUGUGGUCGACUGUAAUUGCUAAAGAAGGACCAAAUGUGUACUGCAGCAGUAUUGAACUGAUGAGAGCCCUGUGAUAUCUUCUGUUUUGAAUACCUGUUUAAAAAAAAAAAACAUCUUGGGCUCAAAUGAUUUCUGUACUGCAAAGUAAAAAAAACAA
Messenger RNA from Toxotes jaculatrix (banded archerfish), 2512 nucleotides. RefSeq names its product GDP dissociation inhibitor 2 (gene gdi2). Gene Ontology annotation, cellular component: cytoplasm. Gene Ontology annotation, molecular function: Rab GDP-dissociation inhibitor activity. The record is from RefSeq and is a predicted model, not a curated record. Gene Ontology annotation, biological process: vesicle-mediated transport; small GTPase-mediated signal transduction; protein transport. The coding region runs from base 104 to 1447 and encodes 447 amino acids. The transcript is spliced from 10 exons. Lineage: Eukaryota; Metazoa; Chordata; Actinopteri; Toxotidae.